Strongyloides ratti is the source of this 237-nucleotide messenger RNA. RefSeq names its product Reactive oxygen species modulator 1. The coding region runs from base 1 to 237 and encodes 78 amino acids. Gene Ontology annotation, cellular component: TIM23 mitochondrial import inner membrane translocase complex. Gene Ontology annotation, biological process: protein import into mitochondrial matrix; protein insertion into mitochondrial inner membrane. The record is from RefSeq and is a predicted model, not a curated record. Lineage: Eukaryota; Metazoa; Nematoda; Chromadorea; Rhabditida; Strongyloididae. The transcript has 2 exons.
AUGCCUGUUCCUGCUGGUGCUAUUGGUGGACAACAAUCUUGUUUUGACAAAAUUCGUCUUGGUUUCAUGAUGGGAGCUGUUAUUGGAGGUUCAAUAGGUUUACUACUUGGAGGUGUUGGAGGAUUCAGAAUGGGUUUAAGAGGUGGAGAGUUGUUUAAACAAGUUGGUAAAACAGUUGCACAAUCCGGGGGAUCAUUUGGAGUAUUUAUGUCUGUGGCACAAGGAAUUCGUUGUUAA